UUUAGCCGCGAAACGUUGGAAUACCGAUAACUGAAAUAGUAGUAUUAUUACAGAAAUAUUAUAUUAUAUUGUAGUAUUCAUUCGAUUUGGUUAUACGACCAUUGCGGAUCUAAUGUAAGCUCUUUUCGAUAGAAACUCUUCGUUUUUAAUUAAUUGUGAAAGUGCGUGUUUUUUCCAAUAUAACGAUGUUAGUCCGAUGUUCGCUCACUAUCCAAGAUUUAAACUCUCCACAGUCUAAAGGACGACCACUUAAAUCAUGUGUGAUGACCAAAAAAGUAAAUGACAAAUACUAUGUGUGUGUCAAGAAUUCAAUGUAUCCGAAUAUUAAAUUCUUCAACUUGGCCAUGUUGAAGAAUCUGUACAACAAAUUUAUUUCAGAAGGAAAAAUGGGAUUGGAGUUCAGGGAUCCUAAACAAAUAUUGUUGAUCGAUUCUCAGCAUAAGUCAGAAGUUCUCAUGUUCUACACUCAUAUUAAGGCUAUUGUUGACGGGAAAAAUGUGAAGAUUAGUACACAUCAAAUGCCCAAGACAGUAUCUAUUAAAAAAGCCGUUAUUAAUCGUUUUGAUCCAAUGACUACCGAGUUCAUAGCUGUUAAUCGUUUUGAUAACCGUGUAUUGAACAUGAGACUUUUGUCUAAACUUGUGUUGGAAAAAUGUGAUUUACCAACGAUUCCAGUAGAAAUUGGUCAUUUGCCUAUUAAAUAUCUUAGUAUAUCGGGUAGUAAAUUACCUACUAAUCAAGAUACCUUCUGGAAUUGGACGUCUAUUACCAAGAUUUGCGAUACAUUAACAACCUUAAAAAUAGAUGCCAUAGGUCUGAAAAAAUUGCCAUUUGAAAUAAUGUUCCUCAAAAAUCUACAAACUUUAUCUGCAACCAACAAUAGUCUGUCAUAUUUACCUCAGUUUAUUGGUGAACUCAAGAAACUCAAAAACUUAUUUCUUUAUGACAAUUUGUUAGUAUAUUUUCCUCAUAGUUUAUCUUAUAAAACCUAUAACGAAAUCGACCUAUCAGAUAACUUAUUUAAUUUACCAAGAAGUCAAUCAAAAUAUGAUCACUUACUUCAAUAUUUGGCGGCAGUUGACACUAACAAGAUUUUGACAGAAGAUUUUGAACUUACUGUAAAACCAUUAAGUCAUUUAGCAUUGUAUAAUUUGAUGGAUAAUUGUGUACCAUUCAAGAGACAAGAUAUACCUCGUACAUUGUGGAUGUAUUUUAAUUUAGUGGGUCGUUGUAUUAUUUGUAUGAAAUGGAUACUACCAUAUUACUCUAAAAUAGAUUAUUCACAUGCUUUACCUGAAGCAAUAUAUUUAAUUAAAGAUCAAAGAAACAUCAGUAUACCAUGGCAAUCAAUGUCUUGUAGUAGUCCAAAUAAUUGUAUGAGACAGGUUUAGUAUAAGUCAUAUUUAUGUAUAUAUAUCAAUAUAAAAAUAUAAGUAUAACAAUUAGUUAAUUAGUCAUAUAAAUUACAUAUCCAAUAAUUAUUUUAUCAUCAGUUUAAUAAUUUACUCAUUAUACUAUAACUAAAAACAAUUAAAAUAGUUCUUUUUUUUCAAUUUUAUAUUUUCUUAAUUAAUCAUAGUAGUUUAUUUGAUUAUUUAUAAUGUUAUAUUAAAAUAGUCCAUUUUAAUUGUAUAAAAGUAUGAAUCUCUUUACAAUAUUUUUUUUUUUUACUUUUUGUAUAAAAAUAUUUUAUAAACAGUUUUCUUACUAUAAUUUAGGAUGAUUAAAAUUGAUAAUUAUAUUAUUUAAUAUCAUUUAAAAUAUAAAAAAAAUUAAUAUAGAAUAUUUAUCUAGUUGAUUAUUUGCACUAAUUUUGAUCAAGAAAAAAGAGAUUUGUAACAAUGGCUAAAAAUGUACUAUGUAUUUUUAAUUUAAAUGUUAUAUCACACAAAAUAAUAAUAAUAAUAAAAUCUACUAUAUUAUCUUAAAGUGUAUAUAAUUAAGCAUAAUUUUAAUUUGGAAAGCAUAUUAAAAGUUCAUUAAACUAAAUUAAAGUAAUUUUUAUGAAAUUAAUGAAAUGGUAUUACUUUA
Molecule: messenger RNA, 2031 nt
Organism: Aphis gossypii (cotton aphid)
Lineage: Eukaryota; Metazoa; Arthropoda; Insecta; Hemiptera; Aphididae
Exons: 2
Coding region: 186-1391 (401 amino acids)
Source: RefSeq, a predicted model, not a curated record